GAGGGAAGUGGGCGGGAAGGCGAAAUGGGCGGUGAAGAGGCCCAGCCCUCGCGGAGGAGGCGGGCGGAACAGUGCUGGGGCCGAAACGGGGCCGGAAAGUGGUGGCCGCCGGCCAGGCUCUGCCCCGCCUUGGGGCCGCCUCCCCGCGGGUUCCGUUGGCUGUGGCGGCGUCGGCCGCGGGGCGGCCGUAAGAUGGCGACAGCGGCGGCGGGAGCCCUGGGCCUGCUGUGGGGCUGGCUGUGGAACGAGCGCUUCUGGCUACCCCAGAACGUGAGCUGGGCCGACCUCGAGAAGCCGGGCGACGACUACGGCUACCCGCGGGCCCGGCACAUCCUCUCCGUAUUUCCGCUGGCGGCGGGCAUAUUCUCCGUGAGGCUUCUCUUUGAACGGUUUAUUGCCAAACCCUGUGCUCUCCAUGUUGGCAUACAGGACAGUGGUCCCUAUCAGGCCCAAUCCAAUGCCAUUCUUGAAAAGGUGUUCUUAUCUAUUACCAAGUAUCCUGAUGAGAAAAGGCUGGAGGGCCUAUCAAAGCAACUGGAUUGGGAUGUCCGAAAAAUCCAAUGCUGGUUUCGCCAUCGAAGGAAUCAGGACAAGCCCCCAACGCUCACUAAAUUCUGUGAAAGCAUGUGGAGAUUCACAUUUUAUUUAUGUAUAUUCUGCUAUGGAAUUAGAUUUCUCUGGUCGACACCUUGGUUCUGGGACACCCGACAGUGCUGGCAUAGCUAUCCAUAUCAGCCUCUUACGAGUGGGCUUUAUUACUAUUAUACCAUGGAAUUGGCCUUCUAUUGGUCUCUUAUGUUUUCUCAGUUUACAGAUAUUAAAAGAAAGGACUUCCUGAUCAUGUUUGUGCAUCACUUGGCCACCAUUGGGCUCAUCACUUUCUCUUAUAUCAACAACAUGGUUCGGGUUGGAACUCUAGUCAUGUGUCUACAUGAUGCCUCAGACUUUUUGCUGGAGGCAGCCAAGCUGGCCAAUUAUGCCAAGUAUCAGAGGCUCUGUGACACUUUUUUUGUGAUCUUCAGUGCUGUAUUUGUGGUCACUCGUCUAGGAAUCUAUCCAUUCUGGAUCCUGAACACAACCCUCUUUGAGAGUUGGGAAAUAAUCGGUCCCUAUCCCUCCUGGUGGCUCUUCAAUGGCCUUCUCCUGAUCCUACAGGUUCUGCAUGUCAUCUGGUCCUACCUAAUUGCACGAAUUGCUUUCAAAGCCUUGAUCCGAGGAAAGGUGUCUAAGGAUGAUCGCAGUGAUGUGGAGAGCAGCUCAGAGGAAGAAGAUAUGAGCAGCACAAAAAGUCCCUGUGGCAGCAGUUCCAGCAAUGGUGCCAAUCGGGUGAAUGGUCACAUGGGAGGCAACUACUGGGCUGAAGAGUAAGAUGGUUGAUAUGGGGACUUCAGUACAAAUGGACUUAGAGGACCACUGGCAACCUACUCUUCCUGGGCCUCCCCACAUUUACACUUCUGUGACUAGGGGAACUACAGGGCACUGAAGAGAAUCAAGCAAAUAUUUUCACAUAAAAAAACAAAACAAAAACAACUCUGCCAUUUUGUAUUUAAUAGCCUCCAGGUCCUUUCAAUAAUAUUAUUGGCUCUGUGUGUGUGUUUCUGCAUGUGCACAUGCACAUGUGCAUUUGUGCAUAUGUAUGAAGUUAAUUGCCUGGCUAAGGGCACAUUUCUGGACUGGGCCCACUGGGCUUU
Molecule: messenger RNA, 1691 nt
Organism: Chrysochloris asiatica (Cape golden mole)
Lineage: Eukaryota; Metazoa; Chordata; Mammalia; Afrosoricida; Chrysochloridae
Gene: CERS5
Product: ceramide synthase 5
Exons: 10
Coding region: 25-1368 (447 amino acids)
Biological process (GO): ceramide biosynthetic process
Cellular component (GO): membrane
Molecular function (GO): sphingosine N-acyltransferase activity; DNA binding
Source: RefSeq, a predicted model, not a curated record